This is a messenger RNA of Penicillium argentinense, 312 nucleotides long. It is a transcript of the gene tim13, whose product is annotated as protein translocase subunit TIM13. NCBI's taxonomy places the organism in Eukaryota, Fungi, Ascomycota, Eurotiomycetes, Eurotiales, Aspergillaceae. The record is from RefSeq and is a predicted model, not a curated record. Bases 1 to 312 code for a protein of 103 amino acids. The transcript has 2 exons.
AUGUCACUCUUCGGCGGUUCCGGCUCCGGCUCCAGCUCUUCCAAGUCCUCCGCGGAGGUCAAGGCCAGCAUUGUCCAGCAACUCCAGCAGGAGUCCGCCAUGUCCAAUGCCCGUCUCUUGAUCGAAAAAAUCAACGAGAACUGCUUCGACGCCUGUGUUCCCGCCCCCGGCUCCUCCAUGUCCUCCCAGGAGAGCGGCUGCCUCUCCAGCUGUAUGGACAAGUACAUCCAGAUGUGGAACAUCACCAGCAAGACCUACAUUGCCCGCGUUGGCCAGGAGAGCAAGCGCAUGGGCGGUGCUGCUUCCCUUUAA